AUGUCUGGCGUCGAUACAGGCAGCGCGCUCGCGCAGCAGAUCCAGCUCGCAGUGCAGCCGAAGCUGAUGGAAAAUGGAUGGGUGGCCGAAGAGACCGACACCACCCUCGCCGAAUACGUGACCAUGAUGAUCGUCAACGGCAAGGACAUCCAAGGCGUGCAGUCAGAGCUCGGCAGCGACUUGCUGGGCCUGACCGACGACGAUCCGACUGUGCGCGAGUUCGCGCAGUGGCUGUUCGACCAAGUGCGCAACAUAUCUCAACCGCAGCACACUCAGCAAGCACAGCCAGAGCAGCAAGAUCAGCAGCCGCAACCAAUCCCAACGCUACAGGAU
Molecule: messenger RNA, 333 nt
Organism: Pseudocercospora fijiensis CIRAD86
Lineage: Eukaryota; Fungi; Ascomycota; Dothideomycetes; Mycosphaerellales; Mycosphaerellaceae
Exons: 1
Source: RefSeq, a predicted model, not a curated record